AUGGUCUCCGCGGGGCCACUCGCUCUCGCCAGCAGGUGCGGUCGGGCUCCGCAGCGCGGCCCGUCCGCACCUGCCGGCGAGGAAGAGCGGCCCCGCAGAGGAUGCGAGGCGGCCGCCGGUCCUUUACUGCGGAGCAGCUCCGUUCCUCCGCGCCCGAGCUGCGAGAGGCGUCUUGUCGUCGCCGGCGGCGAGCGACCGCGAGGGUUUCCCCGCUUCCCUCUCUCCCAGCUGGCCCGUCUUCCCCCCGCGGGGUGCGGGGACACCGCGGGUCCCCGCGACACCCGCUCCCGCCGCCGCUCGGGGCGGAAAAGCGGCCGCGCGGCCCCCGAGGGGACGCGCCUCCUCGACGGCGGCGGCUCCGUGCGGCCGAGGGCGGGCGAGGGGCGCUCGGCAGCGCGCACGCGGUGGCGGGGGCGCGAGGCCGCCGUGCGGGUCCCCCCGGGGGUCGCUCCGCGGCGGGACGGGGCGUGCGGGGCGGCCGCGGGUGGGAGCGCGCAACAAGUGCGCGGAGGGAGGCGAAGGCUGCGGGGGCAGCCGACGGGAGGCGUGUGGGGCCGGAAUGAGGCGCCCCACGUGACGCUGGCGGGGCGGGCGAACUCCGAGCCAUUUUGGGGACGGUGUCAGUUUCCACUGUGUGCCUUCAGCGUUGCAUUCUUCCCUCCUCCGCCCUCCUCCCGCCCGCCCGCUCGCCCGCCCUCCUUCCCUCCCCGGGUCCCCGCCACCAACUAUGAAAUAACAACAACAAUAAUACUCGUAAUAAUAACAAUAAUAAUAAAAGAAGGAACGCGAGCGAGGCCGCGAGGCGGAGCGGGGGGCAGAGGGAGAGACAAUGGGCUGGUGGAGAGAGGACCCAUCCGGACCGGGGAGACUGUGCGCUCCCAGCGCCUGAGCCGCCCGGGCGGCCAACUCGGAGGGAGCGAGAGAGCGAGGGAGCGAGCGAGAAGGGCCCGCGAGGAGCGGCGGAGACCCGGGCGUUCUGUAACUAAAAUGAGCGGAGCGCAGCGGCGGCGGCGGCAAUAAGCUUAUUGCAAUUGACAGCGUCUG
Pipra filicauda (Wire-tailed manakin) is the source of this 1044-nucleotide messenger RNA. RefSeq names its product translation initiation factor IF-2-like. NCBI's taxonomy places the organism in Eukaryota, Metazoa, Chordata, Aves, Passeriformes, Pipridae. The record is from RefSeq and is a predicted model, not a curated record. The transcript is spliced from 2 exons. The coding region runs from base 1 to 1020 and encodes 339 amino acids.